AUGUCAUCUGAUUACCUCAGCAUCCAAGCUACCAGCAUUGCAUGCGAACAAGCCUUUUCGAUAGCUGGCAAUACUAUUUCAAGAACUUGUAACCACCUUCAUCCUGAAACAGCAAGAGCAU
Molecule: messenger RNA, 121 nt
Organism: Cetraspora pellucida
Lineage: Eukaryota; Fungi; Glomeromycota; Glomeromycetes; Diversisporales; Gigasporaceae
Source: the annotation of a GenBank genome assembly